AUGGCGUCGAAGCAUCUCUUGAGGCGAUCCUGUGCCUUCUGUCGGGCGAGGAAGAUCAAAUGUUCAAACGAGACCAUCUGCGAGGCGUGCCGCAGACAAGGUGCCGACUGCAUCUACGACUUCGAGCCCUCGCGCCCAAAGACAAGGAAUCUAAGCCAGGACAGCACCAAGUCGACCCUAUCGGUUUUCCGCAAUGGAGACGCGCCUAUGGGACACACUCGCCAACGGUCUAUCUCUGUUGGCUCUCCCAAUUCCACCCCACCAAGUACUGUCAUGGAGGAGGUCGCGCCCCAGGGCGAGACUGGCGAAAGCGUUGCCAUGGCCCUUGAGCAGAGGUUCUUUGAGAACUUUUCUCAAGCAUACCACCGAACGCUUCAGACUAGUCUCCGUGACCGACCCGAAAGCGUGGCCACCAAGUUCAGCCCCAAGAAUGUGAGGUAUACUGGGAUCCUCUCGCUGUUAACACACGACCUUGUUGGUCUCGUCACAGAUCAGUUUGGAUCCUUGGGCUGCCAUCACGUCGAGGAAGGCGGUGCUCGUUUCUUCUUGUCUGGCUUGGCCAGCGAUGAUACGCAAACCAUGUUCGACAACCCUCCGCUCGGCAGCAACCCCCUAUCGGAGUAUGGCCAACGACAGCAAACGCAACUGAUCGACGUCUGGUAUUCGGUGCACCCUCUAUCCUUCCUUGUCUCCAAGACCCUGCUUCUUCGAGAGCUACGCGACGGUACGCAUGACGAGAUUUUGCUGGCCACGAUGCUAGCCGACGCCAACUUUAGCAUUGGAGACGAGGGCUCCAUUGCCCGUGGCCAUGUCCUCCUCCGAUGGGCCAUCGCCCAACUCCACACGAGGCCUCUUCGACCAACCCAAAAUUCUUCCAACGGUGGCAGCAUGUCUUCGGGCAUAUCGACAAGAAUAUUCAGUGGGAUUUCCACAGCGCAAGCUCUCAUGUUGCUCGCGUGGAAUGCCCUUUGCUCUUUUCAGCUGCGCCGGGCCAUCUGCUACAUCGGACUUGCUGGCAGGAUGGCCUCGGAGAUCAAGGACCAAAUAUCGAAUACACUGGCACCCAUGACUUCCAGUCGCAUCAACGGUAUAGAUGUGUUUGAUGUUGAAAAGGAGAUCGUCGCCUACCUCUACUGGACAACAUAUUCGCUGAGCCUGUGGGCCUUCAUCCAGAUGGGGAAUGGGCACUUUUCAGCAUUAUUACCGACCUCAUUAAGUUCAAUCUUCCUCCCCGUGACAGAGGCUUCAUCUGUCAUGAUCCAGUUGGAUCUGGUCUCGGAAAAAUUCAGCACUUUGCAGAAACAAAAGAGCGUCAUCAGGGAGAUGUGGCCCCUGGCGCACAUUGCGAGUGUCGUCGCUUACAUCUUCGCCCUGUACCCCCAAGAUUCAGACACAUCCGAAUCGCCCACAACAGGCUUCUGGCAAGAAGCCCCGCUCCUUUCUCUGCAGCGAAUACAGCAAGGAAAGCCCUCUAAAGAUAUUGGAAGCGUUUUCACAGAGGCCUCUUCGCGGAGCCUCGUUCUUGUUGUCUAUCAUGCCAUGGCGAUACACUUCCUAUUUCCGGAGCCUCAACCCAUGCAACUUGAAGAACCCGUCUCGGCCGAUGUUGUUGAACGAUUCUGCUCCUCGUCGGAGGACAUCCUUCAGCUUUUUGGAUCCAUCUCCGAACAACCACAGGACCUUUUUGGUCUCACACCAUCCCUCCGUAGCUCAUUCCCUGACGUCUUUUGCAUGUCCCUCGAUACCUGUGCUCGGGCCCUGAAAUCCAUUCACGCAAGGUUCAAUCCUAGCGACACAUCCUUGAUUCAGGCCUACGAGAGUAGGCUCCAGGUGCUUACUCGACGCCUCUAUGUCAUGAGCCAGAACGAUUUCCUCAACCAGGGGGCAUCAAUCCGCCUAGUUAGGAGGAACUUGAAGAGCUCUGUGCGAAUGUUCUGCUCCUCGUCAGCCUCUAACUCCUCUGGGGCGUCGUCUCCUGACAACGCUCGAAUGGCCUCUACAUCUGAUUCCCCUCGGCGAAGCCCUCGAGGCCUUUCUGCUUCCGAUUCUGAUCGUCUGUCCGCAAUCCCCAGAAUCGCUAUUGAUUCAUCAUCGCCCUAUGGCUGUGUCGGCGAUACUUCUACCAUGCCGUCGUCUAUGCCGUCGUCAACAAGAUCUUCAUCUGGGGCCUCGACCACCAACUCAUUCACUCCCUUUGAAGAAGCCAGCAAGCCGGAAUGGCAGCCUUUCGAUGUCCUCUUCCACGACGUCCUGGACGCCAACGCUCUAGGCGCUCCAACCGGAGAGCACAUGAGCAUUGCCGACUUGGUGGAUUUCCAGAAUUCAUGGUGCCCUCAGAUGCCUACAAUGAUGGACUUCGACAUGGCCGGUCCCAUCCCUAUUCCAUGUGGGCAGUGGGACUGGGCAGAUCCGAAUGCUAAAGGAACUACAGUUGGUCCUGACAUGGAUUCGGUCUACUCUUACUUCGAUCGGGCAAACGGCAAGCGGCCUGUGUAG
This is a messenger RNA of Ilyonectria robusta, 2496 nucleotides long. RefSeq lists its product as uncharacterized. The record is from RefSeq and is a predicted model, not a curated record. Gene Ontology annotation, cellular component: nucleus. The coding region runs from base 1 to 2496 and encodes 831 amino acids. Gene Ontology annotation, biological process: regulation of DNA-templated transcription. Lineage: Eukaryota; Fungi; Ascomycota; Sordariomycetes; Hypocreales; Nectriaceae. Gene Ontology annotation, molecular function: zinc ion binding; DNA-binding transcription factor activity, RNA polymerase II-specific. The transcript has 3 exons.